AGGUAUAAGCUGAGAAAGAGAGCUGUGCUUCAAUUUCCGUUUGUUGCUACAAUGGUCAGAGUGAUAAAAGAGUGUGGUUUCCUCUUCAGCAUGUGAGAGCCGAUGGGAGCCUCACGCUAGGAAAGGCAGAUUUCUGACUUUGUAGGUCAGCCUGUGUCUGAAAACACAGCCAUGUUCUGAUGGCGUCCUCUGCUCGGCUUACCCCUUCCCCAGUCCAUCCCAGCACGGAGCCUGAGAGUGAGACCCUAAUGAUGGGAAACCCCCCAGAAGACGGCAGAAACAUGGAUCUCUCCCAUAAAUUAUCUAAGAGAGAGCUCACCCUGCUGUAUGAAGAGGUCCUUUACACCAUUCUCCAUCGUGUGGGCCAAGUGGAACAGAAUCAUGUUACUGAUUCAGAUGAGCUCUAUGAAUAUGUGCAAAAGGCCUUCAGUAUUGAUCCAGGACAACAUCAAAUUAUAUUACAGAGGGUCAAAGAGCUAGAGAGGCCAAUUUUUUGUCUUAAAGCCACUGUGAAGCAAGCCAGAAAUAUUCUGGGUAAAGAUGUCAGUGGAUUAAGCGAUCCAUACUGCCUCCUAGGGAUAGAAAGAAAAAAUCAGGGCUCUUCAGACCAUGGUUCUCAUGAGAACAAAAGGCGAUCUAAGGGUGUGGUGAAGAACCUGCUGCCAGAGGACCAGACUCAUCGCACACAAGUCAUUCAUCAGACAUUAAAUCCAGUGUGGGAUGAAACCUUCAUUCUGGAGUUUGACGAUGUAGAAAAUGCCGAAUUCCAGCUAGAUAUGUGGGAUUUUGAUGCUGUUGAACCUGUACGGCACAAACUGGAAGAACUGAGUGACCUUCGUGGCCUGAAGAGAAUUAUUAAGGAUGCUCGGAAAAAUAAAGGGCAGGAUGAUUUCCUGGGGAAUGUGGUCAUUCAUCUGCAGGACCUGCAUUGUCGAGAGGAUCGCUGGUACAGGCUGGAACCUCGUACUGAUACUUACCCCAACCGAGGGCAUUGCCACCUGCAGUUUUUUUUGAUACAUAAGAAGAGAGCUACUUCGGCCAGCAAGACACAGGCAAGUUACAAAGUUCAUCGACAACUUCUUCAGCAGGUUGUUUCAUAUGAGAUUCUUCAAUACCAGGCUGGCAGCACUUCCUGGGAUGGAGAGUUAAGCAAACAUGCCUGUACUAUCCUGUAUUUACAUGCUACUCAGAAAGACAUUUCAGAUUUCCAUCAAGACUUGGCGCACUGGCUGGCUUACAGCAAGCUGUAUCAGUUCUUGGAAUUCAACAGCAGCUGCUUGCUCCAUCAGAUUACCAGCAUAGAAUAUCAGUGGAUUCAAGGCCGGUUACGAUCUGAGCAGACAGCUGAAUUGGCAGACUCUUUCCGGUCCUUACUGAACUAUGGGAUUUCUCUUCUUCAAAGGUUCCGGAUUGUCUUCCCACUCUCCUCACCCAAAUCUACACAGAGGCUGCAGUCGCUGCUCAGGGUUUUGGUCCAAAUGUGUAAAAUGAAAGCUUUCAAAGAACUUUGUACUCCAACUCCUGAUCUUGAAAAAAUGGUAAUGGAGGCACUUAAGAUUGGAACAGCAGAGUGGUUUUACAUGAAGAAGCAGCACUUGAAGCCAAUGGUAAAGACAAUGGAGGAAUGUGGCAAAGCUCUGGUCUGUCUACUUCUGGAGGUGAAUGCAGAUCUCCAGGAGUGUCACAGAACCUGGAACAAAUAUUUCAUCAGCACCAUGAGACUAGAUCUUUUCUCAAUUGCAUAUCUUAAAAUGCAGGAACUGGUUUCUUGUUAUGUCCAAGAACAGCUGAGCAAGAUUGACAGUGGCAUGUCCCAAUUAACAGCAGAGAGCCUUUUCCAACUUUAUCUCAGCAUGAAGGACUUCUAUCACAUGAAGGAUUUGGUGUGCAGCAGGGAUACCCCACUUGCAUUGACUGGUUUCCACCUAUGGUUUAAAGAAGCCAUCCCCUUGUGGCUACAGAAGACCUACACAAUAGCCCUAGAAAGAACCCAAAGAGCCAUCCAAGUUGACCAGUUGACACCACUGGGAGAAUUGAAUAAACACAGCACAUCCAUUGUUGACUUAUCCACUUGCUAUGCUCAGAUGGUGAAGACAUGGCAACAGCUGGAUUGGCCUGAUCCUGAGGAGGCCUUUAUGAUCAUGGUGAAAUUUGUUGAGGACACGUGUAAAAUUGCUCAGAUGUACUGUCAGAUGAUCAAAGCAAGGGCAGAGGAAUUGUCUUCCAAUCAAAGUGACGCAGGACAAGCAGCAAACAGGCUCUGUGUUGUGGUGAACAACAUUGAGCAGCUCCGGAUGAUGAUCCUGAAGUUGCCCAAACAGCUGAAUUGGGCAUUCUUGGAACAGAACACUGGACCUGUCAUUACCCCAGAGCAGAUCCAGCACACGCUGCAUCAACAACUUCAGGCUUCUGUUUCCUGCCUCAACAAUGAGAUCCGAGGAGUGGUGAAGACUCUGGCGACUAAAAUGGAUGCUAGAAUUGCCCGACACAUCCAAGAACUAUCUGUUUGCAGUGACUCUGAUAACCCAGAGAAUUGCAUCACGCCUUUAAUGAGAUUCUUGGAGUAUGAGUUUCAGUAUCUAAAUGUGAACCUGGUCCAGGAGAAUUUUAACAGUCUUCUGGAGCUUCUGUGGAAUCACACCUUGGACUUGCUAAAAAACGCUACAAAACAACAAGUUGGAAAAUUGGACUACUUUAGGAGAUUUCAGUUUGCCCUCCAGAGCUUGGAACUUUGCUUUCAUGGAGAAGGUUGUGGACUAUCCAAAGAUGCCCUUCACACACCAGCUUUUAUAGCUCUGGAGAAAGAGUUGGAUCUUUGCUCCUCCACCAGCAGAAAACUUAUUGAAAAGUAUUUCAGUGCUCGAAUCCAGCAACAGGAAGAGGCCACUCCUGAAAAAUAUGGUGCUGUGACUAUCAAAGCUUUUUACCGUCACUCAGAACAAAAACUGUACGUUGAAGUACUCAAUGCCGUUAAUCUCCUUCCCCUAGACUCAAACGGCCUAAGUGAUCCCUUCAUCCAACUCACUCUGGAGCCACGUCAUGAGUUCCCUGAGAUUGCAAUACGGACAACUGAGUGCAUAAAGAACAAUCUCCAUCCUCUGUUUGACGAAGCCUUUGAAUUUUUGGUUCCUCCAGAAAAAUGUCAGCAAGAUGGAGCAUGUCUGCUACUUACAGUGUUUGACUAUGACACUUUGGGAGCAAAUGACCUGGAAGGAGAAGCUUUCCUCCCACUCUGCAGGGUCUUGGGGCUGAAUGAGCCUGAAGAAUCAAUCAACCCAUCCAGAGUACCACAGAUCCGUUUAUCUUUAACUCAUCCUGGAACUGCUGGCAAUGACAUCCUGAAGCUCCUGGGGACCCGCAAAGGAGACAAGGAAGCACAGGCCUUUGUGAAGCUACGCAAACAAAGAGCAAAGUAUUCCAAGGAACUGGCAUGAUGCAGUCAAGCAAAAUGGGUGAAAGCACAGGUUGAACCAAGGAGUCUGAAAAGAACGAAAAGAAGGGGAACAUCAGAAGCUACUGCAGGCUGUUGUGAGCUGAUCUAUGCCCAUCAUUAUGUGUGCAAUGCACCCUGCUGGGAAGAACCAGGCUGCUUGAGUAGUGAAGCUUGUGAUGAGCCUCUUGUGGACCUUCUGCAGGAAUUCUUUACUCUGUGCUCCAGAUGGCACUGGAAAGGGGCUCCCAAGGGAAAGGAAAUAAACACUUUGGAGGAGAAAAAAUGGGUGUGUUUUCUAGCCUCUUACAGAGUCUGGGACUGCCUUCUGCUUAAGCAGCUUGAUUUAAAAAAAAACACAACCCUGAAAAGCUGCUAGUAACAGCUCCCAGGUCUCUUUAUAUCCAGGGCAUUGUUUUCAUAAUUGCAAAGGCAGCUCAGCAAGGUCUGAAAAACCCUUGUGGUUGAAAGCAAGGGAUGGAUUAAUAAUUAUUGUACAAUCCUCUCCUCUACCAACGGUACUGUUCUUGCUAUAGCUAUAACCUUAUAGUUUUCUCUUAGGGGAAUCACUGGGGCCUGAGAUGACACAUGUUACAAAAGCAGAAUUUUGGAGGAUGAGGACAACAAAAUGUCUUUGCUUCCACAGCAUGAAGGAAAAGUCAUGCUGCUGUGACUUAGUCUCAGGUAAAUAAAUUCAGGAGCAUGAAAGAAGAAAAGUAACAAUAUUGCAGAAAUACAUUUCAGUUUUUCAAAGUUUGUCAUUUCCCCCCUGUGCCGGGACCCAUGUUGCCAUGGCAAUAUUACAGCUUCAGGUGCUCUUCCUUCUGAGAGGGCCCAUUUUCGUGCCCAAAAUUAAACAAGGUUUCCAUUAAAAAAAAGAAAAAAGAAAAUAACUAAAUAAAGUUCUCAGUUGGUUUUUUUCCUCUCCCAUCGGACUACAAAAAAACUAGGGCAUGUUGUUUCACCAUGUGAGAAAGUAAUCUAGGCCUCAGGAUUAGGGAAGAAGGGGGGUGGGGAGUUCAAAGCCUCAUGAUGGCUGCUUCAAGUAUGUUGAAGCUGUCAUACUUCAAAGAUUUUUCACAGGAUUAGAAAACAGCAUUGCAUAUUUGUAGCCUUAGGUCGAGUUCCCUUUAUCCUCUCCACAAGAGUGUAGAUAUGGCUACUCAGACCUGAAAUGCAUUUAAGGUUAUUUAAACAUUCCUAGCCAUAAUUAGAGCCCAUUUCUCACUAAUAAGAUUUAGGGAGGUUAAAAUGUAUUGCUCUGAACCACUUAUCUGUGAAAGGCACUGGAGGCAGUUUUGCUUCCAGACAGACCUGCUGCCUAAAUCGCUACAGAUGUAACCCAAGCAGAUGUUACUAUUUUUCUGGGAAUAAGCAUAGCCUAGCAGGCCUCUUCUGAUUCAGGGGCGAGCAGAAGUGUGGAGAGCACUAGUUGGGCCUCAGGGUUCAUACCGCUUAAGAGUCAACUCCUUACUUGCUAAAUCUGCUCCUCAUAAAUAAAUCUCUUCAAGCUAAGGUCACAGCUGUGCAGUGCAGGUGUGACUUCCAUAACUCAUAUGCUGGGCGAAAUGCUUACCUUUAGGUGGUCACCAUCCCACGCUUACUUAUUGUAAAAAUAACUUGUUCCUGCUAUUUAAUAUUUCUCUGCCAUUGGUAAGAUACUGAUUGUACUAAUUGUAUUUUUGUAUCUUUGCCAACUCUGUGACAUCCUUACUGAAAAGUUCAAUCAGCAUCAAUAGCUUUAAAACAAAAGUGUUAUCAUACUAGGUGUUUUAUUUGCCAUUUCUUUUGAAAAUAUAAGACAUGUGCCCCAUGGGAUCAUUGUUCCAGAGAGAUUUCCUUAUCUAAAAGAGAAACAGAUGACUGACCAAGGGCAGGCAAAAAAGCAGUGGGAGCAGUAGCAACUUCUGAUUUCUGCCAGCUUCCCCAUUGAGUCUCCUUGAGGAAAUCUGGCAGAGAACACCAGAAAUCUUUAAUCCCUUCCCUACCGUAGCAGGCAGAUAAUGACUGUUGCUGGGUGGAGUAGGGAGUGAGGGAUUGUGAGAUUGGCUGGGAAACUGUCAUUUUCAACAUACUGUUGAAAAUGAAGAUCACACAACCACAGUAGCAACCAGUAGCAAUGUAACAGCCAAAAUUUCCCCAAAUUUCAUUCUUUAGGAAUCAUGGGUCCCAGAUUUUGGAUGCAUUCUGUAAGUAAGCCCAUUUGGAGUACCUUGGUUCAAGAAUUGCCGAAAAUGCAUCAUUUUAUCUAAAAGAUAUGUGUUUUAGUAGGAUAUAGAUGGAUUCACUGGGUUGCAACCCAUUGAUUAUCAUCUUUAAUGUGCCAAGAGACUUACCACUACUUAUGAUACGUGUAUAUGAAAAGUUAAGACUCUCCUUAGCCUCAAAGUGAUUCAACUUAUGCUUAACAUGAUUUCAUUUUCAAUUCAGCUGUCAGUUUACCUUGCAUAGAGAAAUCAAUUUCAGGCUGCUUUGAUAUAAACCACCAUUCUGAAUAAUUUAGCCUUUAAAACAAUGAUGCAUUCCAGAUAAUUUAAGAAUAAAUUAAAUAGCACUGCAGCCAUUUGAUCAUCUGUCAAAUACAAUACCUCUUACUGAAUGAAAAUGUUAUCAAUAUGUGUAACUGCUAUGUCAUCUUUAAUCAAUUACCGAUUCCUAAGAAAGACAUCCUUCUAAUGCAUGAAUGCUUGGUUUAUGCAGGAGUUUUUACAGGGAAAACCUGUCAGAAAUAUUUUGAAAAGCCAAUUGUUUGAGGUCUUAAUGGGGAGAAAAAUUCUAAUGAACAGAAACUUUCCUCAGGCAAAGAAAUGAUGCUAAUAAUAUGGUUCCAUCUAUAGACUGACCUGCCAUGACAUUAUUAAUCCUAGCUGACUUUUAGGCCAUGAAGCCUAUCAUUUGUUCUCUCUGCAGCAAUUCCUUGUAAAAAAUUAAUGCUACAAAUAUCCAGUGCAGGUGAUUCUAGGAAUGAGACCAGGGGAGAGAGGGAAGAUGUCCUCCUUCUCUGCCCUCCUCCAUAAGGAUUUGCCAGAGUUUUGGGAAGACAAUAAGUUUGUUCCUCUAAUAGUAUGGAUAUCUCAUUUUCACAUCUACCUUGAACCAAUGAUUUUCCUUUUUUUUUUUUAAAAAAAAAAAGUCAGGUUGGAUUUCUUUUCCUCAGCCAUAUAACAACCAGAUAUGUUGGAAUUACAAGUUCCAGAAACACCUGUAAACACAAUCAUGACAGUUUGGCGUAAUGAUUAAGAUAGUAGGCUAGAAAUCAGGAGACUGAGUUCUAGUACGGCCUUAGGCAUUAAAAUCAGCUGGGUGACUUUAAGACAGUAUUUGCUCUCAGCUCAACCCGCUUCACAAGAUUAUUGUUAUGGGAAAAAGGAGGAAGGAAUAUUAGGCAUGUUUGCCACCUUGAGUUAUUUUUAAAGUAAUAAAGGCAGAAUAAAUAAAAGUCAAAUAAAUGAAUGCUCCCUUUCAUUUGCAAUGGCACUAAGAAAAAGUUAGGGACCAAAACGAUUGAUAUCCAGCUACUUAAGAAAUGGAGUCAAUACUGUCCUGCUUCUUUCACGUUGAGAAUUUACUUUAAGAAUUGCAACUGCUCAAUAGGAAAUAAGCAGAGCCGUGGUAUUCUGACCUGCUGCAGUCCUAGCUUUGAAAAUGUGAAACUAUUAUAGAAACAACUCGAUAAUUUCAUACUAAUUUUGUAGUGUCUUGUGGUAUUUUUAAUUAGCCCUAUCCUGUUUAUGGAGAUUCUCACUCAUUCAGGUCAUGGUUGUCCCAAAGGUGCUUUUUCAAGAGGCAACUGGGCUUUUUUGUUUUUCUUUGAAGACAUUUCGCUUCUCAGAACUGACAAAGCUUUUUGGAUGACAAGUGAAACGUCUUCAAAGAAAAACAGAGUCCAGUUGCCUCUUGAAAAAGCACCAUUGGGAUAGCCCUAUUCUGAGCUAUCCAUCUUACAUUUAUAAUCUCCACAAACCCUAUUCCAUGAACUAUAUUUACUAACACAGAGUGAAUGCCCCAUCGUCCAAUUAGCCACCAGCUAUUCUUUGCCUUGUAUGAAAUGGGACCAUAUUCAUCCAAAAAUGAAUACCUUAAAUCUAAGUCUUUAUAGACAGAAAUAUAAAGACAAUCUGGACAAGUGUAAAUACAAAUAUUAUUAGGGAGUGUAGCUCAAUCCAGAGAAAGUUACUGUACUGCAUCUAAUUUUACUUGCUCUCAGGUUAUUUAUGAUUGAUUUAUCCUGCUGAUAUCAGUAAAUCUCAGUAUGAUUACAUUUAUAAUUGCUAAAUUUCUAUGAUGGAUCCUUCAGUUUUAAAUCCCAAUCUUAAAAUUAGCAGAAUUAUUUAAGCAAGUAUUGUCCAGCUCAUAUGAAGAGACAGAUAUUACAGUACAGCAAUCUGCUAAUUAAAAGGCCUGCGUUUGUUCAAAAGUAGCCUGGCUAGGUGACUCAGUGACUAAGAUGCUGAGCUUGUCAAUCAGAAAGUUCGGCGGUUCGAAUCCCUAGUACAAGUCUCCUGCGUGAGCAGGGUGCUGGACUAGAUAACCUCCAAGGUCCUUUCCAACUUUGUUACUGUUAAGUGAUGAGAAGAAAAAUGGGAUAUCAGACUGGAACAAAGAAAUGUGAAAAAAUCCUGGUUAAUAUUGUUCGAAGUUUUUAACACCAUUAUUUACAGUUAGAUGUUGAAAAGCUGCUUGAGUAAACUUCCAGAAAGCCAGCAUCUCCACUCCCCAUUCUGAGACCUUCAGACUAAGUCUUCAAUAGCCUGCAAUUGUCUCGUCUUCAGCCAUUACAAAGUUUCACUAGUCAACUAGUGCUCUUCUAGAUGGGUCACAGGAGUGCCAAAAUUACUGUCCCUAUCCAUACUCUUAUUUUUUUGGUGGGGAAAAAAACCCAAAGCCAUUGCUGUUGGACAAACUUCAAUCAAGACUUGCCUGAAGGCACAGAACCGCUACGAUGAAGCCCAAACCCAGCCAACUCCCAAACCCAAAGCAGCUCUAAUGCAGUAAUGGUUAACCUUUUUGGUGCCAUGCCCAAAGCACAUGCGCACACACAUGAAUGCACGUGCGUGUGCCACAAUCCCCAAAAUGCAAUGUGAGUGCUCCCCAUGCAUGUGCCCCCCCUGCGCAUGCACCCUCAUUUUGGCUUCCAGAUUUGUGCAGGAGGUUUUUCAGGCCCAAAACGGGGCACGGGAGGGGCUUGCGAUCUCCAAAGUUUCUCCUGCCAUUGUGUCCUAGCUUUCUCCUGCAUUCCUGCCUUCCACAAUCUCCAGUUUCUCCCCCCAUUGAGUCCUAGCUUUUUCCUGCCUUCUAUGCCUUCUCCGAUCUUUGCAGUUUCUACCCCCAUCGCUUCCUAGCUUUCGCCUGCAUUCCUGCCAUGGAGAGGCACCUGCGGAGAAUGGAACCUGCGAAGAACAGGGAAGGCUCUGCCCCCGUACAUGCACGGCAGAGACCCAAAGACCAGCUGGCUGAGAGGAGGUGCGCGCAUGUGCGGUGGAGCUGGGCUGGGGCGAUGGCUGUCGUGCCUGCAGAAAGGGCUCUGUGUGCCACCUGUGGCACGCAUGUGAUUUGAGAUUUUAGGCAGUUGAAUGAACUUUAGUACAGAAUCCGCUGCACUUCAGGAGCAGUACCAAAGUUAUGACAGUGUAAGAAACAAAAGAAGUACUCACUACAAAGCAUCAAGGAGGAAGACUUUCCUAGGUCUAGAAUUUUUUCCUCUCGUGGACUGGAUUGGGAAUGGGAAUAUUGGCAGUAACAAACAUUUUUUUAGAAUGAGAAUUUAGGAUUUGAGAAAAAGCCCAAGUCUCUUUUAAUUUUGUCUUUAUACCAUAAACAUAUUUUUUUUAAAAAAACAUCCUAAAUUCCUAUCAUCUGUAUUAUACAGAAUGGGGAAUGAAUUAUAGAAUACAAUAUUAACUCAUUUUAGUAUAUGAAUACAUUAUUAAUUAAUUUUACUGUACACUGUGUUCAGAAUUCUCUAAAGCCAUAUUAGGGUUUCCAUAGUAUCAAAAAUUAAAAAGGUGACAGGUAGGUUUCUUGACAUACAACCCACAAAAUAUUCUUCAGGCAUAAGUUCUGUCAAGCUUUGCCAUCACUUACUAUUUUUUUACUUUUCUGAAGCUUGAACAGAAAAAAACUGUUCUAUAGUGAGAUACUUUAUCAAUAAUAUACAGGGAAUUAUUCCUUACUUCCCUACCUUCUAAAUAUGAAGUAAAUAUUCUCUUAAAAUCCAAGUGACACCACAUGUACAUACAUUCUAAUACAGACAAACAUAUACACAAACAAAAUGGCUACCUUUUUUUCUUAGCAAAAAAAUAAAAAAAUUUAUUGUCUUCUAGAAAAUCCAUCCUGCCUUUGGAAGUUGUGAC
Molecule: messenger RNA, 9783 nt
Organism: Ahaetulla prasina
Lineage: Eukaryota; Metazoa; Chordata; Lepidosauria; Squamata; Colubridae
Gene: UNC13D
Product: unc-13 homolog D
Exons: 33
Coding region: 180-3434 (1084 amino acids)
Source: RefSeq, a predicted model, not a curated record